AGGCCAGCUUCCCGUGUCAACCUCCCAUCACUCAACGCACACGAUCACCACCACCGUCAUUGAAGCCGCCGAAACCUUCCAGUAUCCUCUUUGACUGCCAUCGCAUCCAUAUCUUUCUUUCGAAAAAGACAUUGACAUAGCCAAGCCGGCGUCAAGGUGCCGCAUCUUCAGCUUUCGCGAUGCCUUCCGCCACUGGCCAGAGCUGGGAGAAGUACCAGAAGAACUUCGCCGAUGACGAAGUUGAAGAGAAGAAGAUCACACCCCUCACCGAUGAAGAUAUCCAGGUUCUGAAAACCUACGGCGCUGCGCCGUAUGGUGCCGCUAUCAAGAAGCUGGAGCAGCAGAUCAAGGAGAAGCAAGCGAGCGUAGAUGAGAAGAUUGGUGUCAAGGAAUCUGAUACUGGUCUCGCACCACCGCACCUUUGGGACGUCGCCGCCGAUCGUCAACGAAUGUCGGAAGAACAACCACUGCAGGUGGCACGCUGCACGAAGAUCAUUUUGGACGAAAAGGACGACUCCAAAAGCAAAUACGUCAUCAAUGUCAAGCAGAUCGCCAAGUUUGUUGUACAACUCGGCGAGCGCGUCAGCCCUACAGAUAUUGAGGAGGGCAUGCGGGUUGGAGUCGACAGGAACAAAUACCAAAUCCUGCUCCCGCUGCCGCCCAAGAUCGACGCUAGCGUCACCAUGAUGACGGUCGAAGAGAAGCCCGAUGUCACGUAUGGUGACGUUGGUGGCUGCAAGGAGCAAGUCGAGAAGCUACGCGAGGUCGUCGAGAUGCCUCUGCUAUCGCCGGAACGAUUUGUCAACCUGGGCAUCGACCCUCCGAAGGGCGCCCUUCUCUACGGACCUCCUGGAACCGGAAAGACCCUCUGCGCCCGCGCUGUCGCGAAUCGAACAGACGCCACCUUUAUUCGUGUCAUUGGUAGCGAGUUGGUUCAGAAGUACGUCGGUGAAGGCGCGAGGAUGGUCCGCGAGCUGUUCGAAAUGGCGCGGACGAAGAAGGCCUGUAUCAUCUUCUUCGAUGAAAUCGAUGCCGUGGGUGGUGCCCGUUUCGACGAUGGUGCUGGAGGCGACAACGAAGUGCAGAGGACAAUGUUGGAACUGAUCACGCAACUGGACGGUUUCGAUGCCCGCGGCAACAUCAAGGUCAUGUUUGCCACCAACAGGCCUUCGACCCUUGAUCCCGCCCUCAUGCGACCUGGCCGUAUUGAUCGCAAGAUCGAGUUCUCUCUGCCCGAUCUCGAGGGCCGCGCCAACAUUCUGCGUAUUCAUGCCAAGAGCAUGUCCGUCGAGCGUGAUAUUCGAUGGGAGCUUAUUUCACGCCUGUGUCCCAACGCGACCGGUGCCGAGCUUCGCAGCGUGUGCACCGAGGCGGGCAUGUUCGCCAUUCGCGCCAGGAGAAAGGUUGCGACCGAGAAGGACUUCCUCAGUGCAGUCGAGAAGGUCAUUAAGGGCAACCUGAAGUUCAACUCGACUGCCAGCUACAUGCAGUACAACUAAGCGCGGAGGGGUUGCAGGGCGUGUAUUCAAGCUGUAAUUGUAGACACGGGAUCGGCUGGCUUUUAGAGGCUUGACGUCGAGACCCCUGAUGCGGGAUGAAUAGAUCGUGCUGAGAAUCAUUACCGCUGGACAUGGACGAUUUGGAGUCUAGUACCACAAUCGAAAUGCCGGGCUUGCAAACC
Molecule: messenger RNA, 1681 nt
Organism: Verticillium dahliae VdLs.17
Lineage: Eukaryota; Fungi; Ascomycota; Sordariomycetes; Glomerellales; Plectosphaerellaceae
Product: 26S protease regulatory subunit 7
Exons: 4
Coding region: 180-1499 (439 amino acids)
Biological process (GO): proteasome-mediated ubiquitin-dependent protein catabolic process
Cellular component (GO): proteasome regulatory particle, base subcomplex
Molecular function (GO): ATP binding; proteasome-activating activity; ATP hydrolysis activity
Source: RefSeq, a predicted model, not a curated record